Molecule: messenger RNA, 1076 nt
Organism: Brassica oleracea var. oleracea
Lineage: Eukaryota; Viridiplantae; Streptophyta; Magnoliopsida; Brassicales; Brassicaceae
Exons: 6
Coding region: 104-940 (278 amino acids)
Biological process (GO): regulation of gene expression
Cellular component (GO): peroxisome
Source: RefSeq, a predicted model, not a curated record
UGUAUAUAAGGUGAAGCUAGUUAGUUCCCUUUUACCUCGGUCUCAUCCAUCGCUCGCUCCAUAGUUUGCCCUACCUAACGAAACGUUUCACAUUCGAGGGAAAAUGAACAAAAACAAGAACAUGGCGAGGGAGCAGCAUGAGGAGGAGAACGCGUUGGUGAUAUGGAACAUCAGCAACUGCCCGAUUCCUGAUGGUCAUGAUCCUCUCCAGGUGGUUCCGAGAAUACAAACGGCGCUGGAGAAGUUAAGACGCGAUCGCCCCUAUGGUCCUCUCUCCAUCACUGCCAUUAGCGACAACCUAACAGAGAUCCCUGGUGAAGACGCCAUGAGGAAGCUUUCUUCCACUGGAAUCUCUCUUAAACAUGCUAACCGGGUUCACACGGAUUUGUAUCAGUGGUCCCGUAGGAAUCCUCCUCCGGCUACUAUAAUGGUCAUAACCGUUCAUGAGGAACUGGAACAUUUAGCUUCUACAUUUUCUGGCCUUGAAGUGAAAGGAUACCGAAUUCUUCCUACUUAUCCUCAGCCAAACCCAGCUCCACCCUCUCUGCCUCCUAAACUCUGUUUCUGGGAAACUUUACUGUCAGAUGCCGAUAAUAAACUGGUGACAACAUCAAGACUUAUUUUUCAUGGAACGGGUGGAUAUCCCUGGUCUUGUUCAGUAUGCUAUUUUGAUGCCCCAAUCUUAGAAGAUUUCACAAACCACCUCAAGAGUGAAACACAUGCUUAUUUUGUGUGGGACAGGGUCGCAAGCAGAAACAAAGUUGAUCGCACCAACCCUGAUAACUUGCAGCUUGGUCGCUCAGAGGAGUGGGACCUACUCGCAAAAGCUGGCAUGAUGCGACGCGCUGAAGUUAUGAAACUCCGCGGCGCUUUCGCUCCUCCUCGUUCGAGGCCAGUUGAUGCCAAAUCUUUUAAGGAACCGUUCAAAUCUGGAGAAUAGGAGAAGAGUUGUGGACUUUGCAAUGAAAUUCUUAGUUUUUUUACAAUAAUGUUGGGUGCCUGUAUUUGAAACUUUACUAUGCAUGGUAAAAUAAAAGAACUUUAUAUCUCAUUUUCGCUUUUCUUGUUGGGAUUAA